AUGGGCAGCAGAACCCGACUGAAUCUCGAUUUUAAUGCCAUACAACAAGUGCAACCGCCAGCGUAAGUUUUGAGGGUUUUUUGAAAUUUUUUUUGAAUUUUUUUUUGAAAAUUUUUUGGAAAUUUUGAAUUGGAGCCCCCAAAAAUUUGGCCAUUGUGUUCUCAAUAGGCCACGUAUGAAUCUCUAAAAAUUUUCGUUCACAAUUUAUCUUGCAGCAUGAAAUAUUCAACGGUGUUUUUUGCGAGAGAGCACGUGAAAAGAAGAGAGUCGGUCAUUCAAAAAAACGUUUUUUAGCGAUCCUUUUCUCCGCUCUUGCACCAAAAAAAUAAAUUUUUUUGCUGAAGGUUUUACACACAAUUAUAAUGAACCUUGAUUUUUUCAUGUUCAAAAUCGAAAGUAAAAAUUUAAGAUUGUUUCUGCAAAGCGCGAGUUAAAAAUUUUGUUUGUGCCUUUCAAAGCUAUGGUCUAAAUGUCUCCGUAAUUUUAUCAAAAUCUGACGACAUUUUUCCAAAGAUUUUAUAGCAUGAUUUUGGAUAGGGGAAAUUUUUUUUCAAAAUUUUGAAAAUGUUGGAAAUUAGAGCUAUGACUAGAUUACUUGACAAUAUUUUAGUUGAUUGUCUAAUUUUUCAGUGAAACCCUCUCCACCACUCCAGGGCAACUUCAAUUUUCCCCCGACGUUUCCUGCUCGGUGACUUCGAAUGAUCUGGUGGAGGAAGCGGUGAUUGGACAAGGAAAUUAUGGGGGGAUCGUCACCAGGAUGUUCCAUCGACAAACUGGAAAUGUCAUGGCUGUUAAGGUAAGAAUUUUCUUUUUUGAAAAAAUUUCAAAAUUGAAUUUUUUUUUAAAUUAAAAUUUUUUUAAAAUAAAUUUGAAUUUUCAGCGAGUCCGAGCCAAUGGAAUCAACGCCGACGAGCGCGAGAAAAUGCUGAGAGAGCUGAAAAUCAUCAUCGAAGUACAGAAUUGCCCAGACAUUGUGAGGUUUUAUGGCGCACUGUUUCAAGAUGUAAGUCAGAAGUGUAAAAAAAUGGUAAAAUACGAAUCCAGUACUGAAACGUUUAAAAAUUUUGACUGUUUGCACUAAAAAUGAUAUUUGAAUUAAAAUUUUUGAAAAAAAAUUAUAUUAUACUAGCAAUUUUUGGCUACUAAUAUACGUUUUUUCCCCCCAAAAAUGAAUUUCCAGGGUGACUGUUGGAUUUGCAUGGAGCUUUUGGACUGUUCACUUGACAAAUUCUACAAAGAAGUCUACAAAAACAACGAGAAACUCCCGGAAAAAGCGGUCGGAUUUGUAACGGCGUCGGUGGUUCGUGCCCUCAGCUACUUAAAAAAGGAACUCAAUAUAAUCCAUCGUGAUGUCAAACCCUCAAAUAUGCUGUUGGAUCGGAAGGGUUACGUCAAGUUGUGUGAUUUCGGAAUCAGCGGGUAUUUGGUGGAUUCCAUCGCGAAAACUCAAGAUGUCGGCUGUCAAAUUUAUAUGGCGGUAAGACAAAGAUUUGCGCAAAGUAUUCCUGGCGUAUUUUACAAAAUAUUUAGGCUUAUUUUUCGAUAAUUGGUUUUAGAAUUUGCUUAGAAAAAAAAUUAUUUUAUAAUGAUUUUUGAUAAUAAAAAAAUUCAAAGCCGAUUUUUCUAUUGGUAAAUUUGUCCCGUUUUUUGCAAAAAGAACCUUUUUAAAGGUCCUUUAAAAAGGCAAGAAGCGUUUAGAAACAAUUAUUUGAAAUUUACGUAUUUUACCAUCAGAAAUCCCUCGGAUAUCAUCAAUCCAUCUUUUUUUACCGGUCCUUUUUCGACGGGAGACUAUUGACAAUGAGGAGAGAUGAUGAUAAAAAAUUAUGUUUUCACUCUUUGGCUUUUUCCUGGCAUUUUUAGUGGUGAUUUUCCAAUCCAUAUUUAGCAUAAAAUUGUAUUUUUUCAAGAGAAAAAAUAAAAAAAAUCGAUUUUUUUUUUGUAAAUUUCGACCCAAAAAAUCUCGCUGACUUCGGCAACGCACAAGUUAAAAAUCUCAAAUCUUUCAUCGGAAAUUCUCUCAAUUUUAAUUUUCUUAAUUCUUUUAACUAUAAAUAUAAAAGAUUACCCCGUAUUUUACCCUCCAUUUUUCAGCCCGAACGUCUCUCCGAACGGAAGUAUGGGAUCCGUUCCGACAUCUGGUCUCUGGGCAUUUCACUUGUCGAAAUUUGCAUCGGCCGUUUCCCUUACGUCGGCUGGAAUACGGUGUUUGAUCAACUGCAGUCUGUUGUGAAUGGUGAUCCGCCCUAUCUUCGAGCGGGCGAUUACUCCGUGGAUCUCUGCGAUUUUGUAAACCAAUGGUAAGGAGGGCUGUUUGAGACCAAAAUUUGGCCUUUUUUCGAAAUUUUCUAAAAUUUUUUUGUCAAAUUUUGAUGAGACUUGGAAAAACAUAAUUUUUAGACCUCAAAAUUUGCAAAAAAGACUUUUUUUGCGAUAUUCUGGAUGAUUACUGGAAAGCGCGGGCUACAAAAUGAAAAAAAAAUCUUUUUAAUUAUUUUUUUUCCCAAAAAAUCAAAAAAAUUUUUUUCCAAAUUUCAGCCUAAUAAAAGACCCUCAACAUCGGCCCAAUUUCGACGAACUCACGAAUCAUAUCUUCUUCAAAACCCACAACCGCACAGAUAUCGGCGAACUGGCCCAACAACGCCUCGACUUUGGCGCCUAUGUGGAGAAGUUUGUGGAGAACGCGCAGAAAUUGUAA
Bursaphelenchus xylophilus (pine wood nematode) is the source of this 2698-nucleotide messenger RNA. The record is from the annotation of a GenBank genome assembly. Lineage: Eukaryota; Metazoa; Nematoda; Chromadorea; Rhabditida; Aphelenchoididae.